This is a messenger RNA of Prorocentrum cordatum, 1617 nucleotides long. NCBI's taxonomy places the organism in Eukaryota, Dinophyceae, Prorocentrales, Prorocentraceae. The record is from the annotation of a GenBank genome assembly.
GGCUCAAGGGAACCUCCAUCGUCCUCCCCCAGUGGCUCAAGGCCAGUCGCCCCAUGAUGUCCAUGGAGGCCCCUUGCCCGCUGCGCGACCGGCUUGCUAGAAGCCUGCGCGGCUGCGACGCCGACCUCGGCAGCCCCCUCGCGCGCGGCCUCUUCGCGAACCGCGCCUACGCGCCCGCCGGCGUCGUCGAGGAGGGGCCCGUGGACUAUGAGGCUCUCGCAGGCUGGCUGCUGGGCCACCACGAGACUGGUACGCCGCCCGGCAAAGCGGCCGCGGCCCCGCUGGAGACGCCGCGGGUAGUGCGGCUGAACGUUGGAGGCUGCCUCUUCGCCACGAGAUCCUCGACGCUGGCCAAGGCCCCGCCCGGCUCCCUGCUGAGGGGGCUGCCCCUCGGGCCCCCGGACGGCUCCGGCUGCUACUACAUCUGCCGCGACGGGGGCCUCUUCGCCUACGUCCUGAACUUCCUGCGCGACAGCGACCACUUCGCGGUGCCCACGGACCUCGCGGAGCGCCAGGGCCUGUACCGGGAGGCCUGCCACUACGGGCUCACGGGCCUCGCGCGCGCCGUGCAGGGCGCGGGCUGCUGCCAGGGGGCGCCCUGCUCGCGAGUCCAGCAGGGUCAGCCGGGCGGGAUGGUGGAGAGCUCCGACGCCGAGCGCGCGGGGGCGGCUCGGCUCGACUGCUUGACCGCGACCGCGAAGUUUCUCCUCGACAUGCCCGCGGCCAUGAUCUCCCUCUCGGACGACGACCCGCGGAGGUCCAGCCAGGGGUGCAGGCUGAGCUGCGCCGUGGCGCCGCGGAGCACGGUCGACAGCGCGCUUGGCUCCCUGCCGCAGGACCUGGAGGUGCUGGUCAUCGAGGAUACUGACGCCGACCCGCGGACACGAGGCAACCCGCCCGUCGUGGAAGGGCGGAGGAUCAGGUUCUACGCGGGGUGCCCCCUGGUGGCGCACGAUGGCUCCAGGCUGGGUGCCCUGUGCGUGACCGACCACGCGCCCCGCAAGCUGAUGCAGUGGCAGUGCCAGCUCCUCGUGAGCCUCAGCUACCUCGCCGUCCAGGAGCUGCAGCGGGCCGACCUGGAGAGGGCCAGGCGCCCCCUGGGCGGCUGCCGCACGAUCGACGAGCUGGUCCCGACCCCCGCCAGCAGCAGCAGCGGCAGCGCUGCGCGGCUGGAAGCCCUCCGCCGCUCCCGCGACGGCCCCGCGCCGGGCCCCACGAGCUGCGCCUCCGGGGCGCUGCGUCUCACCAGGAUGCGUGAGGCCAUCAAGGAGAUGGUCUGCCUGGUGCAGGUGAGCUGGGGCAGCAUGCACUGGCCGCUCCUGUACGCCAACCAGCCGUGCUCCGACCUCUUGGACUUCCAGGUGCCCCCCAUGGACUUCGCCCUCGAGCUGGACAAACCCGGCCGCCCCGACGAGCUGGGGGACCGGCCUGGCUUCUGGGACCGCCUCGCCCUCGACGCGGGCGCGGAGAAGGAGGCGCUCCUGCAGUGCGUGCGCGCCGCCUGGGAGGCGCAGUCGCUGCCGCACGUCUUCGGCCUUACGGCGGCGGCCGCCCCCAGCGGCGGCCGAGGGGCUCGGCAGGUCUCGUGCCGCUUCGCGCCCGUGCAGGAGCUCAGAG